Carassius carassius (crucian carp) is the source of this 2051-nucleotide messenger RNA. Its product is annotated as translocating chain-associated membrane protein 1-like. The coding region runs from base 153 to 1277 and encodes 374 amino acids. Gene Ontology annotation, biological process: protein insertion into ER membrane; SRP-dependent cotranslational protein targeting to membrane, translocation. Gene Ontology annotation, cellular component: endoplasmic reticulum membrane. The record is from RefSeq and is a predicted model, not a curated record. The transcript is spliced from 11 exons. NCBI's taxonomy places the organism in Eukaryota, Metazoa, Chordata, Actinopteri, Cypriniformes, Cyprinidae.
CGGGGCGCUUCACGGCUUCCGGUGCUCGUCGUACGCGGGUGUGAGAGCAGCACAGGGCUUUCAUGACUGACUAGGGUGAAUUUCCCCGAGAUCUGCGUUAGCUGCGAGUCUCUGUAGCGAUCAGGAGAGUUUGUUCCUGCGACAGAAGAGCGAUGGGCUUCCGAAAGAAGAGCAAGAGUCCUCCCGUGCUUAGCCACGAGUUCGUGCUCCAGAAUCACGCGGAUAUGGUGUCGUGUGUGGCCAUGGUCAUCCUGCUGGGACUCAUGUUCGAGGUGACCGCAAAAUUUGCAAUCAUGUUCAUCACAGUCCAGUAUAAUGUCACACUAACCCUGGAUACGGAUGCAGAGGACAAGCGUGAGCCUGUCAACUACUACAAAUACGGUCCCAAGGACAUCGCAACAGUCUUCUUUUACCUGCUCAUUGCCAUAAUCCUUCAUGCCCUGAUUCAAGAGUACAUACUCGAUAAAAUCAAUCGUCGGCUUCAUUUGUCCAAAACCAAACACAGCAAGUUCAACGAGUCGGGACAGCUGGCCACCUUCUACUCGUUCUCCUUCGUUUGGGGCUGCAGCAUCCUCACCAAUGAGGAGUUUGUGACAAAUCCCACUUUUCUUUGGGAAGGUUAUCCUCAUAUCCACAUGGCUUUCCAAGUGAAGUUUUUCUAUAUCUGUCAGAUUGCCUACUGGCUCCAUGCUCUUCCUGAACUGUAUUUUCAGAAAGUACGAAAGGAGGAUAUUCCACGCCAACUGUACUACAUCUGCCUUUAUAUUUUUCACAUCACUGGUGCCUAUGUCCUCAAUCUCCACCGUCUGGGCCUGGUUCUUCUGGUGCCACAUUAUCUGGUGGAGCUGCUCUUCCACGCCUCACGACUCUUCUACUUCAGUGAUGAAAACAAGCAGAAAGGGUUCACACUCUGGGCUCUGCUGUUUGUCAUCACACGUCUCCUGACGCUCACCGUUUCUGUCCUGACGUUUGGUUUCGGCCUGUCCCGCACUGAUAAUCAGGGAUUCUCUUUAGCAGAAGGAAACUUUAAUGUGCUGACUGUCAGGAUGACAUGUCUGUCAGCCAUCUGCCUGACCCAGGCCUGGAUGAUGUGGAAAUUCAUCAAUUUCCAGCUGAAAAAAUGGAGAGAACAAUCUCAAAUCCAGGCCAGCAAGAAGAAAGCUGUCAGCCCAAAAAGCAGACCCAGCAAGAAGGACUCACGAGGGGGCUCAGACAAUGGAGUCAUGAAACCAGAUGACAAGACCUCGCCAAGAGCAAGAAAAUCUAAAGCCUCAUAAGAAGACAGAGAGCAGCUGCCCUAAAUGUGAUGCUCUGUUUCCACUCUGAACUUUAGAAGAGAAACAGAUUUGAUAACUGCAGAAAGAACCACAGAGACAGACUUUGUUGUAUGGCAUGGUUCAGGUUUUAUUGGUCUCCUGUUUUACCGGUCUGCAUCUUAAAAAUGAACUAUAGAUUUAUAAUCAAUCAUUAUAUCCAUGUGCUCGUGACUUUUAGCCAAACUGAGAGGUUUUCUGAAGGUUUUGUGAUGGACGUGAAGAGCAGAUGUUGCGCGAUCCACUCACUUGUUAAGUUGUGGGGUUUGUUGAGUCCAGCUCAGAAGAUGAAGAAUUUAUCUGGCCCUGAACACAAUUAUACCCUAUUUAACAUAAUGUCUGUGCUUUUUUAUGAAACACAAACACAGUGUGGACAGAAGCUUUUGACAAGUGUCCUUUGUUAAUUGUUAACCUUUAGCCCUUCAGUCCUGAUCGCUACUAUGAAGCUCAGUGAGCAAGUCCAGUAUAAGGAGGCUGAGGUGGCCAAGGACUGCUACACAACAUAGCUUUCAAAUGACCUUAGCUGUGUGAUUUUACAUUUUGAUACUGAGAGCAGGAAGAACUGUGUGUGAAUGUAAUUUGAGGAUAAUUUUAUAAUUGUUUGUAGCGUCUAUGUUUGAGAUGUUUGUGAGAGCUCCCCCUGCAGGCUUGGAUGAUGCUGACAACUAGUUUGAGGGCGUUGUUUUGGUUUUUGGUUGCAUUUGAUUGUCGUCUGUGGUAUUUUUCAUGGACAGUGGU